AUGCCUCGCCCGGGCAGGAACACGUACAGCGACCAGAAACCGCCCUACUCCUACAUCUCGCUGACUGCCAUGGCCAUCCAGAGCUCGCCGGAGAAGAUGCUGCCCCUGAGCGAGAUCUACAAGUUCAUCAUGGACCGCUUCCCCUACUACCGGGAGAACACGCAGCGCUGGCAGAACUCCCUGCGCCACAACCUCUCCUUCAACGACUGCUUCAUCAAGAUCCCGCGCCGGCCCGACCAGCCGGGAAAGGGCAGCUUCUGGGCGCUGCACCCGAGCUGCGGGGACAUGUUCGAGAACGGCAGCUUCCUGCGGCGCCGCAAGCGCUUCAAGGUGCUCAAGUCCGACCACCUGGCCCCCAGCAAGCCCGCGGACGCCGCCCAAUACCUGCAGCAGCAGGCCAAGCUGCGGCUCAGCGCCCUGGCGGCCGGGGGCCCCCACCUGCCGCAGAUGUCCGGCUACAGCCUGGGGGUGUCCCAGCCCUCCGGCUUCAAGCAUCCCUUCGCCAUCGAGAACAUCAUCGCCCGCGAGUACAAGAUGCCGGGCGGACUGGCCUUCUCCGCCAUGCAGCCCAUGCCGGCCGCCUACCCGCUCCCCAACCAGUUGACUACGGUGGGCAGCUCCAUUGGCACCGGUUGGCCUCACAUGUACAGCCCCGGCAUGAUCGACACGGCCACCAGCGAUUACAGCGCCUACGGGGUGCCCCUCAAGCCCCUAUGCCACGGGGGCCAGACUUUGCCAGCCAUCCCGGUGCCCAUCAAGCCCACCCCGGCGGCGGUGCCGGCUCUGCCGGCCCUGCCAGCGCCCAUCCCCACCCUCCUCUCGAACUCGCCCCCCUCGCUCAGCCCGACCUCUUCCCAGACAGCCACCAGCCAAAGCAGCCCCGCGACGCCCAGCGAGACGCUGACCAGCCCCGCCUCGGCCCUGCACUCGGUAGCGGUGCACUGACACUCCGCGGCUCGCUCCAAACUUUCCUCGGCGUUUGCUUGCUCCCCGAGAGGAGAGAAAACUCCCGGCGGGGACACUCGAGGUUUGCUAGUCCUGGGAGCGGUCUUUGCCUCUCUGGCGUACCCUGGUUUAGCGGCUCGAGCCCGGGGCGGUUGGGAGUUGCUCCUUAACUUAGUUUUAAACACUGGAAAAGUAUCUAGUCCCCCCUCCCCCGUGUGUAUAAAGUGCCAUUUGCAUCACCAGGUUUCCAAAAGGUACUUAAGGCA
This is a messenger RNA of Chelonoidis abingdonii (Abingdon island giant tortoise), 1211 nucleotides long. It is a transcript of the gene FOXB1, whose product is annotated as forkhead box B1. Gene Ontology annotation, molecular function: DNA-binding transcription factor activity, RNA polymerase II-specific; RNA polymerase II cis-regulatory region sequence-specific DNA binding. The record is from RefSeq and is a predicted model, not a curated record. NCBI's taxonomy places the organism in Eukaryota, Metazoa, Chordata, Testudines, Testudinidae. Gene Ontology annotation, biological process: regulation of transcription by RNA polymerase II; cell differentiation; anatomical structure morphogenesis.